AAAAAUUUAUUAUUUAAUAGAAAUACAUUUUUCUUAAUUAAAAUCAAUUAAUAUUGUUGUAUUUACCGUACUAUGCGAAGGCACUUUCAAGACAUAAGUUAAAUUAAACGUUAUUAGCGUUAUAGUAUAAUUAAAAUGGGAUCUGCAAAUAGUACUCCUAUUCCAGGUGGAGGAACAGAAGGAUAUCAUGUUUUGAAAGUUCAAGAUAAUUCACCAGGCCAAAUAGCGGGUUUAGAAGCUUUUUUUGAUUUCAUAUUGGCUAUUAAUAACACACGACUUGAUAAAGACAAUGAUACUCUUAAAGAAAUGUUAAAAAAUGGAGAUGGUAAUGAAAUUAUAUUAGCUGUUUACAGUAGCAAAACACAAAUAGUUAGAGAAGUAAAAAUUGUACCAAAUAGUAAUUGGGGUGGUCAAGGUUUGUUGGGCGUGAGCAUACGAUUUUGUUCUUUUGCUGGAGCCAAUGAAAAUGUCUGGCAUAUUCUUGAUGUUCACCCAAAUUCUCCUGCUGAUAAAGCUGGUCUUAGGUCACAUACAGAUUAUAUAAUUGGAUCUGAUUCUAUAAUGCAUGAAAGUGAAGAUUUGUUUAUGCUAAUUGAAGCACACGAAGGUAGACCAUUAAAAUUAUAUGUAUAUAAUGUUGAAUUGGAUACUUGUAGAGAAGUUUCAAUUACACCAGAUUCUGCAUGGCCUGGCGAGGGAAGUUUGGGCUGUGGAAUAGGUUAUGGGUACUUGCAUAGAAUACCUGUUAGACAAGUAUAUCAAAACAAGGACAUUCCAGCACCACCUAUUAUAAAGCCAGCUGUUGUUAAUAAUGUGAUGGCAACUGCUGCUCAAGUACCACAAGUAAUUAAUCCACCAGUUCUGACACCACAACCACCUAUUAUUUCUGAUAUUCCGGUUACUGUUAAUAAUUCAACUAUUGAAGCAGAAAAAUCUAACGAACCUUUGAAUGAAAGUAAUCAAACUGCGUCAAUACCAUUUUACAACAAUCCAACAUCUGAAAUACCUGUUACCACGCUGACAGAUCAACAAAUCCCUUAUUCAAGCAAUUCAGCACCCUUACCUUAUUUUCCUCCACAAAUUACUACAUUUCAAAAUCCUUCUAAUCCCACAUUCCAAGUUUUAAAUUCUCAGUAUAGUCCUCAACAACUAGGAUCUACUUCUGAAACAAUUAAACCUUAUGUAUUGACACCCCAAGUAACAAAAUUACCACCAUUUACAUCACAAGAGUCUACCGCUAUUUCUGCGUCUCAAGAACCAUCAUCCUUAACACCUGUGAACCUUUCCGAAACUGCUACAGUUCAAGAAUUAAAUAACCAGUCAUCAAAUGUGUUUCCUCCACAGAAUAGUUAUUCUCAAUCCCAUCCUACUGAUAUUGCAGUUACUACAACUGUAACUGAUGUACAGAGUUCUAAAGACAUAAGUAAUUACUUCACGCAGUUUCAAACUCAAGUCAGCCAAUCAAAUAGUUCAAGUACUAUACCUAUGUUUUCUGUGAAGAAUUUUCCACAAAUGUCACCUUUAGCGCAACCUCUUGGAAACAGUUAUUCGGCGAUGUCUAAUUCUCAGUCACAACCAAUAUCUCCCCAGCCUCAACCAGGAAUCAAUUAUUCGGAUCAAUUUCAACCUUUGCAGCCAUUACAAUACCAACAAAAUGUUUACUCAGGAAUGCCACUUACAACUCCAAUAUCUUUACCUGGUAUGCCACCAAUAACUGUUAGUGCAACUUUACCUUAUUCAGCUAUAGAGAGCUUACAAAUUGAUCAGAAGAAAAAUAUUUCAAAUAGUAAUAGUUAAAUAGUUUUUAUUUAGGUCAUUUCUACUUGUUUAAUUAAAAUUA
Melanaphis sacchari is the source of this 1840-nucleotide messenger RNA. It is a transcript of the gene Grasp65, whose product is annotated as Golgi reassembly-stacking protein 2. The record is from RefSeq and is a predicted model, not a curated record. Gene Ontology annotation, biological process: Golgi organization. Gene Ontology annotation, cellular component: Golgi apparatus. The transcript is spliced from 9 exons. Gene Ontology annotation, molecular function: protein binding. The coding region runs from base 136 to 1797 and encodes 553 amino acids. NCBI's taxonomy places the organism in Eukaryota, Metazoa, Arthropoda, Insecta, Hemiptera, Aphididae.